GUAACCUACACCACCACUAUCCAUCUCACACACGAUUUUAAUUCAAAUAAAAGAAGAGAGCUGUUUAGAGUUUAUAUAUAGAAAGAUGGAGUCGCAAGUGCAUGAUGAGCCGUUGACCCCUGCCGGCCGGCUGUUUCGCCAACCUGAGAUGGACCAAAUCGUACACGCGAUCGCCGGCGUCAAGAAUCCGUUCGACGUAGACGCCGUUAAAUCGGCUUUCGCGAACUCUCUGCUGCUCAAAAACCCAAGAUUCUGUAGCCUGCUGGUCAAAGAUUCCAACGGGCGCGAAAGCUGGCGGAGAACCGAAGUCAACAUUGACGACCACUUCGUCAUCCUCCCGGACCCUCUCGGCGACGACCCGUUGGUGUCGGACGAGGAUGCGCUCAACGGCUACCUCGCCGACCUCGCCGUCUCCACGCCGCUCCCCGCCGACAAGCCACUGUGGGAAGUCCAUCUCCUUCUCGCCCACAAAUGCGGCUUUCUCCGAAUCCACCACUCCCUCGGAGAUGGGACUACGAUCAUGUCCCUGUUCCUCUCUUGCUGCCGGAAAACCAGCGAUCCCAGCCAGCCGCCGUCAGCGGGUGGUGUCGGAGCAGGACGUAGUCGGAGGAGGUGGGGCAUUAAGGAGGUGGCGAUGGUGGUGUGGUACACGGUGGCGUACGUUUUCGAGUUUCUACUGAGGAGUCUGUGGCUGAAGGAUAAGAAGACGGCUCUGAGCGGCGGUGCUGGGGUGGAGCUUUGGCCGCGGAAGUUGGCCACCGCUAAGUUUACCAUUAACGACAUGAAAACAGUUAAGAAUGCGGUUGCUGACGCGACCAUCAAUGAUGUACUUUUCGGAGUCGUUGCAUGUGGGCUAUCAAGGUACCUUGCCCUCGGAUCUUCUAAAGAAGUGAAGGACGGCGUCCGGAUCACUGGUAUGGCGAUGGUAAAUUUACGGCCACAACCUGGGCCUCAGGAGAUGACAAAGUUGAUGAAUAGCGAUAAAUCGGGCACCAUGUGGGGUAAUAAAUUUGGGUUCAUGCUCUUGCCUGUGCAUUGCUUUCACGCUCCCAACGAUCCUCUCCAAUUUGUCAAGAGAGCCAAAUCUAUGAUUGACAAGAAAAAACUAUCCUUAGAAGCCAUUUGCUCCUACAAAAUUGCGGCUUUUCUCAUGUCUUUCCUUGAUAUUAAGCUCGUGAGCAUGUUCAACUAUCGGAUCAUAUGUAACACAACAUUCGCGAUCUCAAAUGUGAUUGGCCCACAAGAAGAGAUCUCCAUUGCAGGCAACCCCGUUACAUACAUAAGAAACUCCCCAUCAAGCUGCCCUCAUGCAAUCACAAUACAUAUGGUGAGUUAUAAUGGCAAAGCAGACCUGCAAAUCUUGGUUGCCAAAGACAUCAUUCCCGACCCGGACGUUCUAGCCAGGUAUUUUGAAGAUGCUUUGAUGGAAAUGAAAAAGCAAGCUGCAGAGGAACAACCCACAUCAGGGUUUUAAAUUGUGGUUGGAGCAAUGGUUGCACAUUAUGAGAUUUGCGGCUAAUGUGGCAUGAAACAAUUUUAAGUUCGCAUAAGAUAGAAAUAAAAUGUUUUUUUUAUUUCUUCUACACUUCUUCUAUUAAUAAUUAUUAAAUAGUGAUGCAUUUAUCUAGAAUAUUCUAUGUAGAAAAGGCUAGAGAUGAUCUAGAGAGUUAAAGCUAGAAAGUAUUCUAGAAAAUUCUCUACUAGAGAAUUCUUAUGUAAAAUCUAGAGUAAUUAGACAUAGAUGUAGAAUACUCUAGAAUCAUAGCAUUUAAUAAGGAUCUAGAAUGAUCCUCUAGCUCCUAUAAAUAGGACUCAUUGUACUCAUUUGCAAACCAAGCAAAACCAAGAAACAUCAAUACAA
Cuscuta europaea is the source of this 1861-nucleotide messenger RNA. The record is from the annotation of a GenBank genome assembly. Lineage: Eukaryota; Viridiplantae; Streptophyta; Magnoliopsida; Solanales; Convolvulaceae.